Molecule: messenger RNA, 378 nt
Organism: Staurois parvus
Lineage: Eukaryota; Metazoa; Chordata; Amphibia; Anura; Ranidae
Source: the annotation of a GenBank genome assembly
CCUUCACACUGCUCUCCUGCACAUACUGCCCACUGUCAUACCCUUCACACUCCUCUCCUGCACAUACUGUUCCUUGUCAUACCCUCCACACUCCUCUCCUACACAUACUACCCACUGUCACACCCUCUACACUCCUCUCCUACAUAUACUGCCCACUGUUAUACCCUCCACACUCCUCUCCUGCACAUACUGCCCCGUCAUACCCUUCACCCUCCUCUCCUACACAUACUGCCCCGUCAUACCCUCCACACUCCUCUCCUGCACAUACUGCCCACUGUCAUACCCUCCACACUCCUCUCCUGCACAUAUUGCCCACUGUCAUACUACUCCGUCAUAAACCCUCCGCAAUCCUCAUCUCCUGCACCAAAAACACACUAU